Ricinus communis (castor bean) is the source of this 354-nucleotide messenger RNA. RefSeq lists its product as uncharacterized. Bases 1 to 354 code for a protein of 117 amino acids. Lineage: Eukaryota; Viridiplantae; Streptophyta; Magnoliopsida; Malpighiales; Euphorbiaceae. The transcript has a single exon. The record is from RefSeq and is a predicted model, not a curated record.
AUGGAGACUGUUCUUUGCAAAGGAACGCCAAAAGAUAUAUGGGAUUCAAUAAAGAAAAAAUAUCAAGGCUCCUCUAGAACAAAGCGUGCACAACUUCAAGCCUUGAGAAAGGAAUUCGAGAUUUUGCAGAUAAAGGACGAUGAAUCUGUAACCAGCUAUUUUGCAAAAACCAUGGUUGUGGCAAAUAAAAUGUCUUUCCAUGGUGAGAAAAUGGAAGAUGUUAUCAUUGUUGAGAAGAUAUUGUGGUCCAUGGCGUCCAAGUUUAAUUAUGUUGUUUGUUCAAUUACAGAAUCCAAAGAUGUAGACACACUCUCUCUUGAUGAACUCCAAAGUUCUUUGCUAAUUCAUGAAUAG